AUGAUUUCUCUUUUUAAUUUACUAUGUCCUUCUUUUUAUAUCCACUUCCUCCCUUUCUCCAUUUUCUUCUUUCUCUUCUCUGUUGAUUUCCAGGUUUUCCUCUAUUUUUUUUUUCUUAAAUUUUAUCUCUGUUUCCUCUUUCUUGCCUUUCUUUUAAAAUUUACCCAGUCUCCAUUAGUGUUCUAUUUUAUUCUUUUUCCUUGUCAAAUCUUUCUCAUUUUUCUUUUUCUUAUAUUCUUUCACACGCUUAUAUUCUUUUUCUUAUAUUCUUUCACGCUCUUAUAUUCUGUUUCUUUUUCUUUAUAUUCUUUUCACUUAUAUUCUUUCACGCUUAUAUUCUUUUUUUUUUCUUAUAUUCUUUUCACGCUCUAUAUUCUGUUUCUUUUUUUUCUUUUUCUUAUAUUCUUUUCACACGCUUAUAUUCUUUUUUAUUUUUUUCUUAUAUUCUUUCACACUCUUAUAUUCUGUUUCUUUUUUUUAUAUUCUUUUUUCUUAUAUUCUUUCAUUCUUAUAUUCUGUUUCUUUUCUUAUAUUUCUUUUUACAUACUUUCCGCUUAUAUUCUUUUUUUUUAUAUUCUUUCACGCUCUUAUAUUCUUUUUUUUUUUCUUAUAUUCUUUCACACGCUUUAUUUUUUCUUUUUUCUUUCACUCUUAUAUUCUUUUUUUCUUAUUCUUUUCACGCUUUUAUAUUCUGUUUCUUUUUCUUAUAUUCUUUUCACAUUCUUUUCUUAUAUUCUUUUUUUCUUAUAUUCUUUCACGCUCUUAUAUUCUUUUUCUUUUCUUAUAUUCUUUCUUUAUAUUCUUUUCUUUUCUUAUAUUCUUUCACGCUCUUAUAUUCUUUUUUUCUUAUAUUCUUCACACGCUUAUAUUCUGUUUCUUUUUCUUAUAUUCUUUCACGCUCUUAUAUUCUGUUUUUUUUUUUAUAUUCUUUCACACGCUUAUAUUCUUUUUCCUUUUUCUUAUAUUCUUUCACACGCUUAUAUUCUUUUUUUUUUUUCACGCUCUUAUAUUCUUUUUUUUUUCUUAUAUUCUUUUUAUUUCUAUUCUAUAUUCUUUCACGCUUAUAUUCUGUUUUUUUUCUUAUAUUCUUUCACGCUCUUAUAUUCUUUUCUUAUUUCUUUCACGCUCUUAUAUUCUUUUCACAUAUUCUUUCACUUUAUAUUCUUUUUUUUUUCUUAUAUUCUUUCACGCUCUUAUAUUCUGUUUCUUUUUUUCUUAUAUUCUUUUCACACGCUUAUAUUCUUUUUUUCUUAUAUUCUUUCACGCUCUUAUAUUCUGUUUCUUUUUUUCAUAUUCUUUUCAUAUUCUUUCACGCUUAUAUUCUUUUUCUUAUAUUCUUUCACGCUCUUAUAUUCUGUUUUCUUUUUUCUUAUAUUCUUUCACGCUUUAUUCUUUUUUUCUUAUAUUCUUUCACGCUCUUAUAUUCUUUUCUUUUUUUCUAUAUUCUUUCACAUCGCUUAUAUUCUUUUUUUUCUUAUAUUCUUUCACGCUCUUAUAUUCUUUUUUUUUCUUAUUCUUUCCACAUAUUCUUUUUUUCUUAUAUUCUUUUUUAUAUUCUUAUAUUUUUGUUUAUUCUUUUUUUUCUUAUAUUUUUUUUACAUUCUUUCUUAUAUUCUUUUUUCUUUUCUUAUAUUCUUUCACGCUCUUAUAUUCUGUUUCUUUUUCUUAUAUUCUUUCACACGCUUAUAUAUUUUUUUUUUCUUAUAUUCUUUCACUGUUUCUUUUUCUUAUAUUCUUUUUAUUCUGUUUCUUUUCUUAUAUUCUUUUCACGCUCUUAUAUUCUUUUCACAUUCUUUCACACGCUUAUUCUUUUUUCUUAUAUUCUUUUUUAUAUUCUUUUAUUUUUCUUAUAUUCUUUCACGCUUAUAUUCUUUUUUUUUAUUAUUUCAUUAUAUUCUUUUUCUUUUUUCUUAUAUUCUUUCACACGCUUAUAUUUUUUCUUAUAUUCUUUCACAUCUUAUAUUCUGUUUCUUUUUUUUAUAUUCUUAUAUUCUUUUUUCUUAUAUUCUUUCACGCUCUUAUAUUCUUUUUCUUAUAUUCUUUUCACGCUUUAUAUUCUUUUUCUUUUUCUUUUAUAUUUCUUUUUCUUUUUCUUAUAUUCUUUCCUGCAGCUUUAUUUUUUUUUCUUAUAUUCUUUCACGCUCUUAUAUUCUGUUUUUUUUCUUAUAUUCUUUCACGCUUAUAUUCUUUUCUUUUUCUUUCCGCUCUUAUAUUCUUUCUUUUCUCUUUUUUUUUUUUUCUUAUAUUCUUUCACACGCUUAUAUUCUUUUUUUUUUUUUCUUAUAUUCUUUCACGCUCUUAUAUUCUGUUUUUUUAUAUUCUUUUCACACGCUUUUAUAUUCUUUUUCUCUUUUCUUUAUAUUCUUUCACGCUAUAUUCUUUAUAUUCUUUUUCUUUUUCUUUCUAUAUUCUUUUUUUUUUUUAUAUUCUUUCACUUUUUCUUUUAUUCUUUCUUUCUCUUUUAUAUUCUGUUUCUUUUUCUUAUAUUCUUUCAUUAUUUUUUUCUUAUAUUCUUUAUUCUUAUAUUCUUUUUCUUUUUUUUAUAUUCUUUUCACGCUCUUUUAUAUAUUCUGUUUCUUUUCUUAUAUUCUUUCACACGCUUUAUAUUCUUUUCUUUUUCUUAUAUUCUUUCACGCUCUUAUAUUCUUUUUUUUUUUAUUUUCUUUUCACUUUCACGCUUUUUUUUUCUUAUAUUCUUCUUAUAUUCUUUUCUUUUUUUUUUAUUUCUUUUUUUCUUAUAUUCUUUCACGCUCUUAUAUUCUGUUUCUUUUUCUUAUAUUCUUUCACACGCUUAUAUUCUUUUUCUUAUAUUCUUUCACGCUCUUAUAUUCUUUUUCUUUUUUUUAUAUUCUUUCACACGCUUAUAUUCUUUUUCUUAUAUUCUUUCACGCUCUUAUAUUCUGUUUCUUUUUCUUAUAUUCUUUCACACGCUUAUAUUCUUUUUCUUAUAUUCUUUCACGCUCUUAUAUUCUGUUUCUUUUUCUUAUAUUCUUUCACACGCUUAUAUUCUUUUUCUUAUAUUCUUUCACGCUCUUAUAUUCUUUUUUUUUCUUAUAUUCUUCUUUUUUUUUUUUCUAUUUCUUUUUUUUUUUCUUAUAUUCUUUCAUUCUUUUUUAUAUUCUUUUUUAUAUUCUGUUUCUUUUUUCUUAUAUUCUUUCACACGCUUAUAUUCUUUUUCUUCUUUCAUAUUCUUUUUUUUUUACGCUUUCACUUAUAUUCUUUUUUCUUUUUUUUUUUUUUAUAUAUUCUUUUUUCACAUAUCUUUCACUUUAUAUUCUUUUUUUUUUAUAUUCUUUCUUAUAUUCUUUUAUAUUCUUUCACACGUUUUUUUUUUCUUAUAUUCUUUUUCACGCUCUUAUAUUCGCUUUUUCUAUUUCUUUUUCUUUCUUUUCUUAUUCUUUCACGCUCUUAUAUUCUGUUUCUUUUUCUUAUAUUCUUUCACGCUUUAUAUUCUUUUUCUUAUAUUCUUUCACGCUCUUAUAUUCUGUUUCUUUUUCUUAUAUUCUUUCACACGCUUUAUAUUCUUUUUUCUUAUUCUUUCACGCUUUUUUUUUUUUUCUUAUAUUCUUUCACGCUCUUAUAUUCUUUUUUUUUUUAUAUUCUUUUUCUUUUUCUUAUAUUCUUUCACGCUUAUAUUCUUUUUUCUUAUAUUCUUUCACGCUCUUAUAUUCUGUUUUUUUUUUUAUAUUCUUUCACACGCUUAUAUUCUUUUUUUUUAUAUUCUUUCACGCUCUUAUAUUCUGUUUUUUUUUUCUUAUAUUCUUUCACACGCUUUAUAUUCUUUUUUUUUUCUUAUAUUCUUUCACGCUUAUAUAUUCUGUUUUUUUCUUUUUCUUAUAUUCUUUUCACACGCUUAUAUUCUUUUUCUUAUAUUCUUUCACGCUCUUAUAUUCUGUUUUUUUUCUUAUAUUCUUUCACACGCUUUAUAUUUCUUAUAUUUUUUUCUUAUAUUCUUUCACGCUCUUAUAUUCUUUUUUUUUUUUCUUUUUUUUAUAUUCUUUCACACGCUUAUAUUCUUUUUCUUUUUUUUAUAUUCUUUCACGCUCUUAUAUUCUUUUUUUUUUUUUUUAUAUUCUUUUCACACGCUUAUAUUCUUUUUUCUUAUAUUCUUUCACGCUCUUAUAUUAUAUUCUUUUUUCUUUAUUCUUUCACACGCUUAUAUUCUUUUUUUUCUUAUAUUCUUUCACGCUUUAUAUUUUUUUUCUUAUAUUUCUUUCACGCCUUUAUAUUCUUAUAUUCUUUUUUCUUAUAUUCUUUUCACACGCUUUUCUAUUCUUUUUCUUAUAUUCUUUCACGCUCUUAUAUUCUGUUUCUUUUUUCUUAUAUUCUUUCACACGCUUAUAUUCUUUUUUUUUUAUAUUCUUUCACGCUCUUUUAUAUUCUUUUUCUUUAUUCUUAUAUUCUUUUUCUUAUUUCACACGCUUUAUAUUCUUUUCUUUUCUUAUAUUCUUUCACGCUCUUAUAUUCUUUUUCUUUUUUCUUAUAUUCUUUCACACGCUUAUAUUCUUUUUCUUUCUUUAUUCUUUUUCACGCUUAUAUUCUGUUUCUUUUUCUUAUAUUCUUUCACACUUAUAUUCUUUUUUUCUUAUAUUCUUUUUCUUAUAUUUUUCUUUUCUUAUAUUCUUUUCUUAUAUUCUUUUUUUUUUUUUUAUAUUCUUUCACACAUAUUCUUUUUUUUUUUUCUUAUAUUCUUUUUCUUAUAUUCUUUUCUUAUAUUCUUUCUUUUUCUUAUAUUCUUUUCUUUUUUCUUAUAUUCUUUUCACACGCUUAUAUUCUUUUUUUUUAUUAUAUUCUUUCACGCUCUUAUAUUCUGUUUCUUUUUUCUUUAUAUUCUUUCACAUUUAUAUUCUUUUUCUUAUAUUCUUUCACGCUCUUAUAUUCUGUUUCUUUUUCUUAUAUUCUUUUCACACGCUUAUAUUCUUUUUUCUUAUAUUCUUUUCAUAUUCUUUUAUAUUCUUUUUUUUUUUUAUAUUCUUUCACACGCUUUAUAUUCUUUUUUUCUUAUAUUCUUUUUCACUUAUAUUCUUUAUAUUCUGUUUUCUUUUUCUUAUAUUCUUUCACACGCUUAUAUUCUUUUUCUUAUAUUUCUUUCACGCUCUUAUAUUCUUUUUUUUUUUUCUUAUAUUCUUUUCUUAUAUUCUUUCACGCUUAUAUUCUUUUUCUUUUUCUUAUAUUCUUUCACGCUCUUUAUAUUCUGUUUUUUUUUUAUUCUUCUUUUUCACAUUCUUUAUAUUCUUUUUUUUUCUUAUAUUCUUUCAUAUUCUGCUUUUUCUUAUAUUCUUUUCUUUUUUCUUAUAUUCUUUCAUGCGCUUAUAUUUUUUUUUAUAUUCUUUCACGCUCUUAUAUUCUGUUUCUUUUUCUUAUAUUCUUUCACACGCUUUUCUUUAUAUUCUUUUUUCUUAUAUUCUUUCACGCUCUUAUAUUUUUUUUUUUUUCUUAUAUUCUUUUUCUUUUUCUUAUAUUCUUUCCUUAUAUUCUUUUUUUUUCUUAUAUUCUUUCACGCUCUUUAUAUUCUUUUUUUUUUUCUUAUAUUCUUUCACAUAUUCUGCUUUUUUUUCUAUAUUCUUUUUUAUAUUUAUUUUUUUUUAUAUUCUUUUCACGCUCUUAUAUUCUUUUUCUUUUUCUUUUUCUUUUUCUUAUAUUCUUUCACGCUUUAUAUUCUUUUUUUUUUUCUUAUAUUCUUUCACGCUCUUAUAUUUUUUUUUUCUUUUUCUUAUUCUGUUUAUUCUUUUUUUUCUUAUAUUCUUUCACGCUUAUAUUCUUUUUCUUUUUCUUAUAUUCUUUCACGCUUAUAUUCUUUUUUCUUUUUCUUUUUCUUUCACGCUUUAUAUUCUUUCUUUUUCUUAUAUUCUUUCACACGCUUAUAUUUAUUUUCUUUUUUUUCUUAUAUUCUUUCACGCUUUAUAUUCUUUUUCUUUUUCUUAUAUUCUUUCACACGCUUAUAUUCUUUUCUUUUUUCUUAUAUUCUUUCACGCUUUUUCUUAUAUUCUUUCCGUUUCUUUUUUUCUUAUAUUCUUUCACACGCUUAUAUUCUUUUUCUUAUAUUUCUUUCAUAUUCUUUCACGCUCUUAUAUUCUGUUUCUUUUUCUUAUAUUCUUUCACACGCUUAUAUUCUUUUUCUUUUUCUUAUAUUCUUUCACGCUCUUAUAUUCUGUUUCUUUUUCUUAUAUUCUUUCACACGCUUAUAUUCUUUUUCUUAUAUUCUUUCACGCUCUUAUAUUCUGUUUCUUUUUCUUAUAUUCUUUCACACGCUUAUAUUCUUUUUCUUAUAUUCUUUCACACUCUUAUAUUCUUUUCACGCCUUAUAUUCUUUUUCUUUUUUUUUCUUAUAUUCUUUCACUCUUAUAUUCUUUUCUUUUCUUAUAUUCUUUCUUUUAUUCUUUUUUUAUUCUUUAUUCUUAUAUUCUUUUUUUUCUUAUAUUCUUUCACACUCUUAUAUUCUUUUUUUUUCUUAUAUUCUUUCUUUUCUUACGCUUUUCACGCUAUUCUUUUUUUUUUUUAUAUUCUUUCACACUCUUAUAUUUUUUUUUUUCUUAUAUUCUUUACAUUCUUUCUUUAUAUUCUUUUCUUUUUUCUUAUAUUCUUUCACACUCUUAUAUUCUUUUUUAUAUUCUUUUUCUUAUUCUUUCAACGCUCUUAUAUUCUUUUUUUUUUUUUCUUAUAUUCUUUCACAUCUUAUAUUCUUUUUUUUUAUAUUCUUUCACGUUCUUAUAUUCUGUUUUCUUUUCUUAUAUUCUUUCACUUAUAUUCUUUUUUAUUCUUAUAUUCUUUUUCUUUUUAUAUUAUAUUCUUUUUUCUUUUUUAUAUUCUUUUUUUUCUCUUCUUUUCACACGCUUAUAUUCUUUUUUCUUAUAUUCUUUAAUUCUGUACACUCUUAUAUAUUCUUUCUCUUUCUUAUAUUCUUUUUUCUUAUACAGAGGCAGUUAUAUUCUUUUUACUAUAUUCUUUCACACUUUUUCUUUAUUCUUUUUUUUCUUAUAUUCUUUUUUCUUAUUUAGAGGCAGAUCUUAUAUUCUGUUUUCUUUUCACAGGGCAGUUAUAUUCUGUUUCUUUUUCUUUCACACUCUUAUAUUCUUUUUUCUCUCUCUCUUUUUGAGGAUCUUAUAUUCUUUUUCUUAUACAGAGGCAGUUAAAUUCUUACAUGGCUUUCUCAUUUCUCUUAUUCUUUUCUCUUUUCUUAUAUUCUGUUUUCUUAUUUUAUAUUCCUUUUCUUUUUCUUAUAUUGGUCUAUCUCUCUUUUUGAGGAUCUUAUAUUCUUUUCUUAUACAGAGGCAGUUAAAUUCUUUCACACACACACCUUGGUCUAUCUCUAUAUUUCUGUUUUCUUUUACAUAUUCUUUUAAAUUCCUGUACUUAUAUUCUUUUCUUUUUCUAUCUAUUCUUUUUCUUUUUCUUAUAUUCUGUUUUCUUUUUCUAAUAUUCUUUCAUGGCUUAUUCUGA
Acanthosepion pharaonis is the source of this 7440-nucleotide messenger RNA. The record is from the annotation of a GenBank genome assembly. NCBI's taxonomy places the organism in Eukaryota, Metazoa, Mollusca, Cephalopoda, Sepiida, Sepiidae.